AUGAGCAGAAGAAUUUCAUCAUCAAAAUUUUUCUCCAGAGAAAUCGACUCGGAUACUUCGUCCUCCUGCUCAUCCUCAUCCUCUUCGUCAGGAGAGGAUGAAAUGGAGAUGAUGAGCGAUUUCAGCCAUUCGGAAACCAUUACCAACCUCUGCGCCAAAGUUGAAUCGCUUCUUAAGGUUGUUCCGAUUGCCAAUAUCCGCUGGCCAAUAGUUAAAAAAGGGGUUGAAGAUAUGCAGAAGGCUGUCAAUUCUGCGUCUUCUAGCAAGCCUCUUGAAAAGAGCCUGAUUGACCGGGUGGCAAGCCUUUUCAUCUCGCUUGAAGACGCCCUGCAAGCCUCAAAGGCCAUCGGGGGCGGUACAGGCUCUGUGGGAGUAGCCGCAAAGCAGGCCUCGCUGCUCUUAUCUAGACUGCCGCUACUUAAGCCCUCAGUAAUUUCAUCCUCGCUUUUGGCUUCUAUUCGCUCUUCUUCCAACUCCACACCCAAUCCCACUUCUGAUGAUCGAAAUAUGGGUGAGUUUUCCGAGGGCGAUGGCAAUGAUUCUGAAUAUUCAUCCGAUUCGUCCUAUUCUUCAUACUCCUCCUCCUCUGAAGAUGAGCAAUCGUUUUCCGGCUCCUUUUCCCGAAACACAGCCAGUGCUGCGGACAAGUGGAAGAAAAAAGACUUGACGCCUUCAGCCAGUGCUUCACAAACAUUGGCUUCUUCCAUUAAAAAGCAACCUCAGCGCCCACAGAAUAUACCAAAACCCGAUGGGACACACGCACAAGCGGAAACAGAGCAUCACCAAAUGUCGUGCGAAGAGCUGACACCGAGAGAAGCGCUGACGCCUAGCGAAGGUCUACAGAGGUACACACAGAUUUUAGCGACUCGGGGACGCAAAUCUGCAGACAAGGCAAUUCAAAUCAAAGAGCUGGAGGCCAUCUCUUCCAUCGUCGAUCUCUCUGUGAUUGAUAAAAUUCAAAUCAAACUGACUCUCCUUUCCUUUUAUUUUGAACGCACCGCAUCUGUCUCCGCCGCCGCGUGGAUGAACAUGCUCGUUGCUGCGCUUUCUGAGCUGAUUGAGCUUGGUCUUGGGUCAAAAGCCUCUCUUUCCUCAACCUCAGAGCUGAAGGAUAUUUCUCUUUCCGCUUCUAGCUCGUCGCUUUUUGCGUCAUUGCUUGCCUCUGUGCAGCGCCUGGACGAUGAAUAUAACAACUUACUGCUUACUUUCCCAGCCCCCAGUUCACAAGGCUCAUCGGCGAUGGCGGCAGCCACCAUGGAGAGCUCAAACCAUCCCCUUGAAUAUGCAGAACUGCUCCGUCUAGAAAGACCGCUUUAUUUGCUUCUUGCAAAAAUGCAAUCUCUGUGUGCGUACUUUUUUGAUACCAAAGAGGAAGCCCGCGAGGCAAUCCAUGACUUGACGCUUCGUCGUUUGGGCCACCUCUAUCUCAAGUCGGAUCGGGGAAUCAAAAGAAUGGACACCCUUGAAAGCGGUGACAUUACUUUAAGUGCUGCUUCUGAGUCCAUGGCUUACAGGCUGCUGGAGAUGUCUGGAGAGCCUGCUGUUGGCAUAUGCUCGACAUCUGGAAUGUCUCCCGUGCCCGCACCUCUUCGUUUGGCCGCUUUUCUUUUACUGUUGCAAGAGGAUGUUGCCGAAGUCAAAAGAGCCCGUACGCUUUUAUAUCUUGUCUCUUGGAUUGUCGGCGACGGAUGUCCAAUAUCCGUUUGCUCGCCUUUUCUUCUGGCAAAAGGUUUGCUAGUCGGGUCGUCUUUAAGCGAAUCCAUUAUUUGGGCCGAUUUGCAUACCCAAGUUCUUUAUAAUAGGACGCUUGCCCUGUUGGGACUGGCUGCCUUCAAAGAGGGCCGCCUCAAGGCCAGUAUGGGCCUUCUGGGCGAGCUUAUUGCGUCUGGUCGCUGUCGCGAGCUCAUGGGGCAAGCGCAAGGCGGAUUUUCGGCAUUCGAGGAUCCAAUUACUGCCAGCUCCAGAGCCACUACUAUGAUGCCAUGGCAUACUUGGAUCCCCACCGAACCUCUUGAAAUGGUAUACCUUCUAUCUUCGGUUUUGGUUGAGAUCCCGAAUGCCAUCCUUAGGGGAUGUGUUGGCGGAUUCCAACAACAAACUUCAUUUCCAAAGCCGCUCCGACGUCUUCUUUCUGAACGGACCAUGGCCAUCCAAGGAGCACCAGAUCCGGGCUCCGGAGCCUCCUCCCGCGACCUGAUUGCUGGAAUCGCUCGACUUAUCCUGGCAGGGGAUUGGAAACAUGCAAAUGCCCUUAUUGCCCACCUGCGCCUUCCUGUGGUUUCGGUCGGAAUUCUUUCAAAUAUCAAAAGAGCAUCUCUUAUCGCUUUUUUUGGUAAAAACGCAUCCUCGUGGACGUCUUUGGAUGUUUCGUCGUUUUCCGAAUUUUUCGAGAUGGAGGUGGAUGAGGUUUUGGGCUUGAUCAAAGGAUGGAUAUUUGAAUCCACUUCAAAUGGCGUGUCAUCUAUUGUGGAGACACCUUAUUUGGAUGCCGAUCAGAAAUGGGUUUAUGCACAUAAGCAGUUCGCAACAGCCGACAAAAGUACUGAUUCUGCGAAAACAGAUAAAUUUGCCAUGUGGACUUCAGGGCUGCAGUUGGCCUCCACUGUGUCUAUACUCUCAGAAAAGCUAUCUUCUCUCCUACAGGAGAACGAAAAAUUCUUCCACAAACGGGGAUCCUCCUCUGCAGACAGUAAUAGUUCCUUUUCUCAGAAGCACUCGGCAACUUUGAAAUCAAAGCCUGCAUUUUAA
Mitosporidium daphniae is the source of this 2748-nucleotide messenger RNA. Its product is annotated as subunit C of eukaryotic translation initiation factor 3. The coding region runs from base 1 to 2748 and encodes 915 amino acids. The transcript has a single exon. The record is from RefSeq and is a predicted model, not a curated record. Gene Ontology annotation, biological process: translational initiation. Gene Ontology annotation, cellular component: eukaryotic translation initiation factor 3 complex. Gene Ontology annotation, molecular function: RNA binding; translation initiation factor activity; translation initiation factor binding. Lineage: Eukaryota; Fungi; Microsporidia.